CACUACGAGUCUGAAAUCGUGGUCCAAAGCCCACUACCCUCUCUAACUCCAAUUUGGAUCUCUAUUUACCGGUGAGAGGCCAUUUCUGAGAAAAAUUGUAGGAAAGAUAAGAAGGUCUUGAAGGUCUUAAACAUUUGCAUCGGAGAUCUCACCAUCUGAGAUCUGUUCGUCUUGUCUUUCAUCGUGUUCUCAAAUCAGUGCUCUCUCUCGGUCGAGCGCUAAAAAGGCGGUGUUUGUGGCAAUCGAAGAGUCUCCUCGGCCGAUGCUGACUGGAUACCAUUCUUCUGGCACGGUCUCCAAAGCAGUCAAAUAAAGUAAAGCAUGAGAGAGAAGAGCUCCGAUUCUCCCAAUAUUUGAGCCCCUAUUCCUUGUUCAUGUUUGUCGUCACGCUGUGAAGGGUUCUCCUAGUUCGAGCAAGCAGGAAGGGAUGGAGAAGUGGAACGGAGAAACGGAAGCAAAAUGGUGCCCACUCAUCAUGCUUAUUGAAAUGAAACACAAUUAUCUGCAUCUGAUGAUGAGAUUGGCAAUGGUUCCAACGUUGAUGACAUCUUAAGCAUCGUUUGGAAUGGAGUGGUAUUGGAAAUAUUAUAUAUUGAAAGUUACUUUCAUCCAGCUAUAGCGAACCACAUCCAAUGGAAAGCCUAGAGAAACGCAUGAGAGUGGUUGAGAGGUUAAUGGCAUAUGGCUUUAGUUUACAAGACCCUCAAACCUUUGGGGAUGUUGAAGGCGGGGAUGAUCAGAUGAUGGUCCUGAUAUAUAAGAGGCUAUCCAGAGUCGAAAAGGUCCUCCACGAUAAGGGUCUCCUGGUGAAUGACCAACGAAGUAAGCAUGCGACAGGUUCUACUGAGGUGAGGGAAGAGCAUAUUGCAAUUGGUGAAGCAAUUGACCAAGCUGCAGUGGACAAAGAGGAUAUGCACUAUAGUGCAGAUGUGGUGGAGGUCCUCCGAGAUGCCACAGAUUUUGCUGAGGCGAGGAAAGAGCAUACUACAGUUGAUGAGGCUUUGGACCAAGCUAUAGUGGAAAAAGAGGAUAUGCACCGUAGUUCAGAUGAGGUGGAGAUUAUUUGGGCGACUAAUGUUGAGGGCGAGAAGAAAUGUGGAUCCACCACCAAAUAUAUUUCCUCCUUAUGCAAGCAUGUGAAGUUUGGAGCAUGUGAGAGAAAGGCAACGGAGAAAGCAAAGGCCAUAUCCCAAUUUUCGAAGGCUUAUAAAAGGGCAAAGAAAAAAUAGAAAGUCAACAAAAUAGGUGAAGCUAGUAUGGCACAAGCAAUUCAAAAGGAGGAUUUGCCUGAUCACUCAAGUAAGUUAUUGGAGUCUAUCACUACUGCACUUAUGGAGCUCCACAAGUUAACUCCAAUCGACAAAGAAACAUCCCCUUGUGGAGAGGUAUAGCAAAUUGGUCACUUCCUUAAAUAUUUUGUAUCCAUAUAUAAUAUGCUGAUUCUAUAUCCCAUGACUUUGCUAACUAAAAUUGUUGUCUUCACCUUUAACCUUUAAUUGCACUUAGCAUUUAGUACAAUCGACUAAAAUAAUUGAUGUUGAGAGAGCGGCAUCGCUAGAGAUGCCAAUCAAAGUGGCACCAAAAUGCACCUAUCAUGGGAAGGGGGGAGGUAUACUCCCUAUGUACUAUGAAGAAGCUAUUGAUUUCUUUCUUGAAAAAAAUCACUUCUUGUAAGUUUCUUAUAUUAACUGUGCAAUCUCACAUUUCUCACAAAUAAAGUACCUUAAAUAUUUGAAUAAAUUACGUAGGCACAACAUUUGGGAGGAUGCAAAUACUUCGAAACCAUCAUGCACCGGUGAUGCCAUAGUCCAACUCCUUCAUGAUGGGCCACUACGCAGUGAUGUCAUGAAUGUGUACUUUUGUGUCAUUGAGCUAUUCCAUGGAGAGUACACUGAGCUCAUUGAUAAUCCAAGUUUAUUCUUGCAUUGCGAGAUACAGGCUACUGUGGUUCAACAUCUAUUGUGCGAUCUUGAGGUAACUGCUGAUAUUACCAAAUGCAUUAUAAAUUCUUUGCAACCUAGUAUUCAGAAGUGGUUAGGGGAAAUAUAACUUGCCGAUCUCGAACGGUGUAGAUAUUUAUUCAUUUGAUGAAUACGAGAUGACAUUGGUAUCUAAUUGCUUUAGACUUAAAAGAGCAGCGUUUUGAAUGCUACAACUCAAUGUGGAGCUUCAAUGUAGCAGACGACGCUAUUAAAUAUGUAUCAUUUUUGAGAUAUUGGCUAAAAGACUGCGUCGGAUACCCUAUUCCUAAAUGUAUCGUUUGUGAAAUUCGAGAGUGUGCACAACAGACGCCGAUAGUGUGGUCUGCGGAGUGUAUGUGCUCAUAUUUGCAGAGAUACUAACACGAGGCACUUGUAGACUAUUACAGGAAGAGUUCAAGGAUCCCUCUUUAUAUAGAAGCUUGGUUGCAGGCAAUAUUUUGUUAAAUGACCGCUGCAUUACAUAUGAUAGGUUCUAGUCAUGGUACGAUGAGAAGUUAUGUAGGAAUAGAGAUUAAAGCCUUCAAAUGUAAAAUAGCCUUAUAACAUUUUUAUUUUUUGUGUAAUAAAACAUUGAGACAAAUAUGAUGAUUACAUUGAUUUUUUUGGGAUGAAUGGCCAACCUA
Messenger RNA from Phoenix dactylifera (date palm), 2605 nucleotides. The record is from RefSeq and is a predicted model, not a curated record. NCBI's taxonomy places the organism in Eukaryota, Viridiplantae, Streptophyta, Magnoliopsida, Arecales, Arecaceae.